CAAAAGUGAAAUACAAAAAAUAUGUAUGACAUUUAAUGUGAAUGGUGUUUUAUUUCUAGUAUCUUUGGACUGCUUUGUCAAAAAUUGCACAACAAAUGUUACAAGCCAUGCAAUGAACAUGGUGUCUAAGAAAUUUAUUGACAACACCUGUCACUGGUUGCCCUUUUGUUUAUUCAACUGAUGCAAGUCCAAGCAUGACAACAAACCCCAACCAAUCAAAUUGCAUUAAAUGUAGGUCAUACACACUUGUAUUGUAUAUGCGUACUCCAGCAGCAUAGUAUGACUCACAGCAAUCUACCCUGUAGACAGACGGCAUUUAAUCAGUAUCAUGUCCUAAUUUCAAAGAGUUCUUUCAUGUAAGGCAGAGCACAUAGAAAAUGGAUUCAAGUCCCGAAAGAGACACCUCUGCCAAUUUAGAACUAUGGCGUGGUUUCCUGAAGCCUCUCCACAUCACCAAGUAUGUGGCCAAAAUGCCAGAGCUCAAGAUAAAGCCAGGGGAGAUCAAGAGCCACUGCCUUGCUUCUGAAGUAGCCCUGAAAUUAGCUCUGGAGGGAAAAAGAGAGAUGGCACUUGAGAGAACCUUGUCCUCUGAGACAAACUCUCCAAGUUGUUCUCCACCAGAAAAUUUAAGUCAAAAUUCAAACAAUAGUGGCGGAGGUGUGGGCACCAGUGGUGGACUGUUUACCAGGAGCCAUAGUUUCAACAGAAUGGGAUUCAAUUCACCAGAUUCGGGUUAUACCAGUGAGACUUCUGGGGAAUAUGUGUAUGAACCUGUUACUUAUUUCUUUAACAAAAGUCCAAUAAAACGAAAUGGACAGUCUCAAGGUAACACACCUGUGACAAAAGAAAAGACAACUUGUUCAUUUUUUCAUCCAAAGCAGGAAUUGAAAACUGACAGUAAAUGUGGUCUUACUUUUGAAGCAAACAGUACAAAACAAGGCGUGGAUAGGACAGAUUGUAGUAGCCACAUAUCAAACACACAGUCCUACUUCACCAUCAAGCCAGAAGCUAUGGCAGAUGGAGAAAAUUCUGAUAUUCAGAUUGUGGAAGAAAAAAUUGGUUAUUCCCCUCACCAAUUCCAACAAAUGUACAGCACUGGUAAAGGGGACAUAAUCAUUGAAGGCCAUGAUGGAAGAAUCUCAAGAAGUUGUAGGCUUAUCAGCAAUGAAAAUGAGAAGGUAAAUCUGAUGAGACAAAAUGGACAGCCUGCAGAAAUCACACCUCCAAUGAAAAGAGCCCACUCAGAUCCCUCCCCUGUCCAAAACAGAGUGAAAAGGGCUAGAACUGAUUUAAGUGUUAGACUUCGAACUCAAAACCAGAUGGAGGUAGUUGAGGAGGAGAGUGGAGAAGAAGAUGAUAUUGCAGAAUUGGUCACAGAAACAGCCAACCUCUCAGCUUCCUCUCAGCCUUAUGAUGAUCAUGAGGAAUUCAACUACUCCUCAGCUCUCUCUGCGCUAAAAGAGGGAAAAGCUGUAAAGAUCAGUGCUGAUAAAACACCAAAGCCAACCCGACAAAAAAGACCAAAAAGGACAGACCAAAAUACCCCAGGAAGUGAGUGGGGGUUGGACAUGUUAGCUAAAUACAUCAGCUUCAAACACACAGUACGGGAGCUCAUCAUGCCGUUUGGUAUCAGUGUCAAUGAAGAAGCCAUCAAGUCAAUUAGAAGAGAAAUCAAGGCAAAACAAUCAGUUUUGCAAAUGGCUCCUCUGGAUGGGUUUCAAACACAAACCCACUUGGAGCAGUUUAGUGCAUCAGAAAAUGAUGCCAGGAUCAUUUUAGAUACUAUUCUCAUGCAGCUCUGCCUCAAUGUGGGUCUCAAGAUGACCACAGAACAAACAGUGGACAGCACAUGUAUGCCAACAAACAAAUACGACUACAGAUUUUACAAGGAUGAGAUCUGCAUUGGCUGUCUUGAAGCUAAGGGUAAGACUAACUUCAAUGAAAAAGGUGCAGUGCAGGCCAUCAUGCAGCUAUUAUUACUUCAGCUUGAGAACCAAUCCAAAGACCUCAACGUCAAAAGGAUGCCAUUUUUUAACAUUCUCUCAGAUGGAUUUCAUUUCAUGUUUGUGCGACUAGAGGGAAAGAAGUUGUGUUUUGAAACUGAUCAAAGUUCUCCCGACUCCUAUGGUGGGGUGUUGUUAAGAAAGGCAGACACGUGGCGCUCCCUGGAGGAUAUUAUGAGAAGCAUUGCAUGGUGUAUGGACGAGUCGGCCAAAGCAUCAGUGUUUGCUGUAGAAUCAGCCCAACGCAAACAGAUGGCAGCCCAGGCUUCACCAUCAAGCAGUCAACAACUGACAUCAUAAAGCAAACCUGAUGCACUAACUUCAAGUGUAUUUCAAUAUGAAAACCCAAUCCAAAAAAAAAUUAUUUCAUGUUCAAAUAAAAGGGAAGAUUCACAAAAUCUAUGGCAUUAUCGCACACAGUGGGGAAUAAAAAUGAAUGUAAAAGCCCCCCCCCC
Molecule: messenger RNA, 2458 nt
Organism: Lingula anatina
Lineage: Eukaryota; Metazoa; Brachiopoda; Lingulata; Lingulida; Lingulidae
Source: RefSeq, a predicted model, not a curated record